Molecule: messenger RNA, 3315 nt
Organism: Colletotrichum truncatum
Lineage: Eukaryota; Fungi; Ascomycota; Sordariomycetes; Glomerellales; Glomerellaceae
Product: DNA polymerase delta catalytic subunit
Biological process (GO): base-excision repair, gap-filling; DNA replication proofreading; nucleotide-excision repair, DNA gap filling
Cellular component (GO): delta DNA polymerase complex
Molecular function (GO): DNA binding; nucleotide binding; 3'-5'-DNA exonuclease activity
Source: RefSeq, a predicted model, not a curated record
AUGGCUACCACGGUUCUUCCCCAGAAGCGUGUGCUUGGGGAGACACCCAGCACCCGUCGCAACAUCCCACCGACACCGUCGUCCCUCAAGAAGCGCAAGGUCGAAGGCUUCUCGUCCUCCCCAGCCCAUCGCAUCGGCUCGCAAAAGAACUCCAAGAACCUUCCAGGAUCAAGUCAACCCAAGAGCGCCUUUGAAUCAGAGGUCCUUGAGAAGCUCAGUCAGGACAUAUCUGAUGCUAAGCAGAACAACACAGAGAAGGAUCAAGCGUGGGACCGACCAGAGCUUGUUGAUUUCAACUCCCAGAAGGACAAUCUCAUCUUCCAACAGAUUGAGGCAGAAGAAGGUAGCUUACAUGGUGGCCGUGCAACAGUUAAGCUGUUCGGUGUUACAGAACAGGGUAACUCGGUGAUGCUUCACGUCACGGACUUCAAGCACUACCUCUAUGUUGCUGCCCCCGUAGCGUUCCGGCCUGAAGACUGCAAUGCCUUCAAGGCCUACCUAGAGUCGCAGGUCGCACAGCACCAACCUGCCAUUCAUUCCGUUUCCUUCGCUAUGAGAGAAAACAUCUACGGCUUCCAAGGAAAUGUUCAGAGUCCUUACCUGAAGAUUACUGUUAUGGACCCCAAGUUCAUCAGCAGAGUGCGGACAACAAUUGAGACAGGCAGUGCCAACUGGAAGGGCCUGUGGAAAGGUAUGGAAGGAGGCGUCAUGACUUUUGAUAACAUUCAAUACGUCUUGCGCUUCAUGGUAGAUUGCAAGAUCCACGGAAUGUCAUGGGUCGAAGCCCCUGCGAAGUCAUACCAGCUCCUCCCCCAAUCACAUCGACAAUCUAAUUGCCAAAUCGAAGCGGAAAUCAGCUACCUCGAUCUUAUUGCCCACAAGCCCGAGGGAGAAUGGUCAAAGAUGGCCCCUCUGAGAAUCAUGUCAUUCGAUAUCGAGUGUGCUGGACGUAAAGGCAUCUUCCCCGAGGCAACACACGACCCUGUCAUUCAGAUUGCGAACGUCGUAACCCGAUAUGGAGAGAAAAAACCAUUUGUGCGGAAUGUCUUCUGUCUGGAUACUACCAGUCCCAUUGUCGCCACUCAAAUCCUGGAGUUUCAAAAGGAAGAAAAGAUGUUGAGCGAUUGGCAGAAGUUCCUCGUCAAGGUUGAUCCAGAUAUCAUCAUCGGGUACAACAUUGCCAAUUUUGAUUUUCCCUACCUUCUCGACAGAGCCAGACACUUGAAAGUUGCUGGGUUCGAGUACUGGUCUCGGAUACCGAGCAUAGCCUCGAGGUCCAAGGAGACAAACUUCUCCAGCAAACAGAUGGGUAACCGCGACACAAAGGCCACAAACACCAACGGACGACUGCAACUGGAUUUGUUGCAGCUUGUUCAACGUGACCAUCACCUGCGAAGUUACACGCUCAAUUCUGUAUGCUCACACUUUCUGGGAGAGCAAAAGGAAGAUGUCCACCAUACUAUGAUUACAGAAUUGUUCAACGGAACCCCUGAAUCACGGCGUCGUCUUGCUCUGUAUUGUCUGAAGGAUGCUUAUCUCCCGCAACGGUUGAUGGACAAACUGUCCUGCCUGGAGAACUACACAGAAAUGGCCAGAGUCACGGGUAUUCCUUUCAACUUCCUACUCUCCAGAGGUCAGCAAGUCAAGUUCAUCAGUCAGCUUUUCCGCAAGGCACUCGAGCAGAAGCUUGUCAUUCCAAACCUGCGGUCGGAGAGCAGUGAUGAGCAAUACGAAGGUGCCACCGUUAUUGAACCGACUCGAGGAUACUACGACGUGCCAAUCGCCACUCUAGAUUUCGCUUCCCUGUAUCCCAGUAUCAUGCAAGCCCACAACCUGUGUUACACGACACUGGUCAACAAGAAGGCCAUCGAGAAAUUUGACCUGAAGAAAGACGAGGAUUAUAUUGUUACUCCAAACGGUGACACUUUCGUUACAGUCAAGAAGCGCAAGGGUCUCCUUGCUCAGAUUCUCGAGGAACUUCUUGCAGCUAGAAAGCAGGCCAAGCGCGAGCUCGCAGUGGAAACGGAUCCGUUCAAGAAGGCCGUGCUUAAUGGUCGACAAUUGGCUUUGAAGAUCAGUGCAAACUCCGUCUACGGCCUGACGGGUGCGACAACUGGUAAGUUGCCCUGCCUAGAAAUCGCCAGUAGCACCACGAGUUUCGGUCGACAAAUGAUUAUGAAGACGAAAGAGGAAGUGGAAAAGAAGUACUGCAUCGCCAACGGCUACUCCCAUGAUGCCCAGGUCAUCUAUGGUGAUACUGAUUCAGUCAUGGUCAAAUUUGGCACCAAAGACCUCCCAGAGGCAAUGAAACUUGGUGAGGAAGCCGCUGGUUUUGUAUCUUCCAAAUUUGUCAAGCCGAUCAAGUUGGAGUUCGAAAAGGUAUACUUCCCAUAUCUGCUCAUCAACAAGAAGCGAUAUGCCGGCUUGUACUGGACCAAGCCAGAGAAGUACGACAAAAUGGACACGAAGGGUAUCGAGACUGUGCGACGAGAUAACUGUCUGCUUGUGCAAACGGUCAUUGAGAAAGUGCUUCGCAUGAUCCUGAUUGAUCAGGAUGUCCAGGGUGCUCAAGACUAUGUCAAGGACACCAUUGCGGACUUGCUGCAGAACAAGGUGGAUAUGUCGAAGCUUGUGAUAACAAAGGCUCUUACGAAAGACGAUUACGCCGCCAAACAAGCACACGUCGAGCUGGCGCAAAGAAUGAAGAAGCGUGACGCUGGCUCGGCGCCAGGUCUCGGUGACCGAGUUGCAUACGUGAUGGUCAAGGGCGCAGCUGGUUCGAAGAACUACGAGAAUUCUGAGGACCCCAUCUACGUUCUCGAGAAUAACGUGCCAGUUGACACGAAAUAUUACCUUGACAACCAGCUCGCGAAGCCUCUCGGCAGAAUUUUUGAGCCCAUUCUGGGCGAGACCAAGGCGAACUCGCUUCUCACGGGAGCACACACGCGGACAAUUGCAGUGUCUGCGCCGACCGUGGGAGGCUUGAUGAAAUUUGCAAAGAAGACACAGACUUGCAUGGGAUGCAAGCGGCCGCUCAAGGGCAAGGAAGAGAGCGCGGGGGCCGUUUGCUCGGACUGCGCGCCUCGGGUCGGCGAACUCUACAAGAAGACUCUCGACAAGGUGUCUGACCUCGAGGUGCGGUUCGGUCGGCUCUGGACGCAAUGCCAACGAUGCCAGGGCAGCAUGCACUGCGAAGUGAUUUGCAGCAGCAAGGACUGCCCCAUCUUUUACAUGCGUAUGAAGGCGAAGAAGGACCUUGAGGAUGCAGGCAAGGAGCUGAAGCGUUUCGACUUUGACCAGGCGGCAAUCUGGUAG